AUGGCAAAACUCACUGAGGAUGCCGACCACGAUGCCAGCGAAACGUUUGAGAAUGUAUCAAGUCUAAUGUCUGAGGCUGGGAAUGAUGACAACUACUAUGGUAGACGACUUCGGAUUAGAUGCGUUCUACUAAGUCCCCCUGACAACAAGACCAAGUUGCGACAACGAGGUUCAAUCUCAGCCUUUCUCACUCACGGCAGGUCAAUUGUUCAACGCUUGCCCUCUCUCGAAGAAUUGGUCACCAUCUCAGCCGAAAAUGGAACCAUCUCUUCUCAACUUCCACAAAAGUCCACUGCUAAUUCACAUGCACAAUCAAUUCCUAAUUCCUUAAUCGAAACCUCCAGUGCUGAAAGAAAUGAUCAAGCGCACGACGAUUUUGCCUUGACUUAUAGAUCCUCCACUCAGACUCUUGGCCAGUUCCAUGCACUAGUCCGGUUCGAUUUCGGCCUGCAUAACUAG
Messenger RNA from Protopolystoma xenopodis, 459 nucleotides. The record is from the annotation of a GenBank genome assembly. Lineage: Eukaryota; Metazoa; Platyhelminthes; Monogenea; Polystomatidea; Polystomatidae.